Messenger RNA from Penicillium chermesinum, 1275 nucleotides. RefSeq lists its product as uncharacterized. The coding region runs from base 1 to 1275 and encodes 424 amino acids. The record is from RefSeq and is a predicted model, not a curated record. NCBI's taxonomy places the organism in Eukaryota, Fungi, Ascomycota, Eurotiomycetes, Eurotiales, Aspergillaceae. The transcript has 3 exons.
AUGAAACGUGCCGCGAGCUCGGACAACAAUCGCUGGUCAAGCCCGCAAGAGUCUCCAAUUUCAAUUCCCAUACUGUCGAGUUUAAAGACACCUGUAUCACCUCCACCUCGGAAAAGGCUGUCCAACUCAAAGAAUGGAAACUCCUCGGAGUCAAAGUCAGCAACUGCCACAGCAGAGCCUGACACCCCCCACGAUCUAGCCGCCAUCGAAGCAGGUCAGGUCCAAGUUGAUGACCAUCUGAGCGUCAUCUCAAAAAGACUCAGCGAUCUCACCCGACCUGCCUUAGAGUCAGAAAAAUUACCCCGGAUUUCAAACGGAGACUGGAUACAGCUGUAUCGGCGCAAUGAGCACCCGAACGGACGCCAUUUUGUGAUACAUCAGCACGACCAUCCUGUUGCAGGCCCACAUUACGAUCUUCGGCUGCAGUUUUCAGAGACUAGCUCGGUCAGUUGGUCGAUUAUGUACGGGCUACCGGGUGAUCCCAAUAGUGAGAGGUUGAAUCGGAAUGCGACUGAGACUCGGGUGCAUUGUUUAUGGAACCACCUCAUUGAAACUGCGUCUCCGAAGACUGGCAGCCUGAUUAUAUGGGACACCGGAGAGUAUGAAGUACUACCAUACGAAGAAGAGCAAUCACAACUAGAGACCGAUGAUUCCAGGUCUGAUUCUGACGGCCCUGAAACCCGCUCCGAAGCUGUUUCGCACAGCCAUAAACUGAAAGAGGGAUUUAAAAACCGUAAAAUUCGCCUAAGACUACAUGGGACGCGCCUUCCUAAGGACUACACGGUCCUUCUCCGAAUGGACAAGAAAACCGACUUUUCGCGACCAAUUCGAAAAGGACCAAAGCGCCGACGACGAGCUCAUCAGAAUUCUCCAAGGCCUCCCCCUCCAUCAACAUCUAGUUCAGAUGCGGAGGACUCAGAGGACGGUCAUUCAGACAAUGGCGUAGACCUGGAUAUCCAGAAGAACAACGCAUACCCUGGAUCGGUGAACACGAUCGGGUCUAUUCACCAACGUAAAUGGUAUCUCAGUAUGGCACGCGAGAGUUCUGGAUUCGAACCACAGAAGGAAACGAGUGGCUCGAAGAGUUCUUCAAAGAAGAGAAGAUGGGUGCGGAAGGGUAGCAGUGACGGUUUGCUUGGAUUCGACCCAUUCUAUGUUCGCGGACCAGAUUUUGAGAGGAGCGUCGUUACAGGGCGAAGCGGACAAGAUGUUCUCGACGAUGAGAAUGUGGUAGAUUUCCACCCCAGGCGCGGGUGGAGGCCAGUCUUGAACUAG